Messenger RNA from Cherax quadricarinatus, 685 nucleotides. The record is from RefSeq and is a predicted model, not a curated record. NCBI's taxonomy places the organism in Eukaryota, Metazoa, Arthropoda, Malacostraca, Decapoda, Parastacidae.
ACCACAACAACAAGAAUUUGCUGUUUGUGAAAACUUGAGAGUAUUUAAAGAGACUUCUGCGCCAGCCUUCGUUGGAGGCACAAUGUUGAGACGACCUCGUGUGAAUGAAACAGAUGAUGAUCUUCUAUGUCAACAAGAAGAGUUGAUGGCCCGGGGGGCACUUCAACCAUCAGCUAAGAUAGUUAAGCUACACAAACGCAAGACAGAAGACUCGGCCUCCCAGAAGCCACCAGAUGAUGAGGCGCCCACUAAGUGCAGGUCGAAGUUUGCUCAGGACCGAGAUGCCAAAAAGAGGAAGGAGGGCAUUGUUGAUAAUACUGUGUUGAUGGAAGCCACCUCACGUAAGGAGAAAGUUGCAGUUCUGGGAAACAUCAUUGAGCGUACAGUGCCAGCCAACAUUAGUCUCCUGGAAUGGAAGCCUUCGCCUACUCCCACUGGCUUUCCCAAGGUUCACAGACUGCAUAAUUUGACUAGCACAAGAAGUUCAGUCCCUGGAGCAGAAAAGAAAUCGCUGUACAUGCAACAUUUAGAAAGUGAAGGUCUGUUGACUAGGACAGUGAACACUGGCAGCAGUUGUGCUGCCAGUAGUGAGAGUCCAUCAUUCCUGAGCAACACUUCACAAGAUCCUGCAGUGUCAGCCUUAGGUAUGAGUACUAACUGCAAUCACUAGUCUUACUUUUAUGUG